AUGGCGUGCAUCAUAUGGUACUUGCAUUUGCAGAUAAAUAUCCUUUCGAAGUUUUCUGAUUUGCCAAUUGUUGGAUCCAGUUUGUGCAUCGGAGUUAUACUCACUGAAUUCAACAAUUUUGAUAUUUUCCUGCAGGAUUCCAAAUUGUUAGAAGCUUUAGUGGAAAAUCGUAAAAGGUCAGUGGCAUAUGUAGGUGCCUUUCUUCUUAAGGAUGACCCAGAGACUGAUCCUAGUAUUGUAUCUGGGUCAGAUUCAGCGAAAAGCAUUAAUGACCUUAAAGGAAAAGAUUUAUUCAAGCGUCUUCAUGAAGUUGGUACUUUGGCUCAGAUAACCAGCAUCCAAGGGGAUCAAGUAGUGCUCGUUGGUCACCGGCGUCUGCGGAUAACUGAGAUGGUUGACGAGGAUCCUUUAACUGUAAAAGUUGAUCAUCUGAAGGAAAAGCCUUACAAUAAGGAUGACGAUGUUAUAAAAGCAACCUCAUUUGAAGUCAUAGCAACAUUAAGAGACAUUCUGAAGACAAAUUCCCUUUGGAAAGAUCAUGUUCAAACAUAUACACAGCAUAUUGGCGAUUUCAAUUAUCCAAGACUAGCAGAUUUUGGGGCUGCUAUCUCCGGGGCCAACAAGUUGCUUUGCCAACAAGUGCUUGAAGAACUCGAUGUCUAUGAGCGGUUAAAACUAACUCUAGAAUUAGUAAAGAAAGAGAUGGAGAUCAGUAAGAUACAGGAGUCAAUAGCAAAAGCAAUUGAGGAGAAAAUAAGUGGAGACCAGCGACGUUAUUUGUUGAACGAGCAACUUAAAGCAAUUAAAAAGGAGCUGGGUUUGGAGACAGAUGACAAAUCAGCAUUGACUGCAAAGUUCGGGGAAAGACUUGAACCAAAAAACAAGCAGUGUCCUCCUCAUGUCUUGCAAGUAAUAGAAGAAGAGCUUAACAAGCUUCAGCUGCUGGAAGCUAGUUCUAGCGAGUUCAAUGUGACUCGUAAUUAUCUUGAUUGGCUUACUGCAUUACCUUGGGGAAACUACAGUGAUGAAAACUUCGACAUCCAACAUGCACAAAAAAUUUUAGAUGAAGAUCAUUAUGGUUUAUCUGAUGUUAAAGAGAGAAUAUUAGAAUUUAUAGCUGUUGGAAAAUUAAGGGGGACCUCGCAAGGCAAAAUUAUAUGUCUCUCUGGGCCUCCUGGAGUUGGUAAAACCAGCGUUGGUCAUUCAAUGGCACGAGCAUUGAAUAGAAGGUUUUAUAGAUUUUCUGUAGGAGGCUUGGCUGAUGUAGCUGAAAUUAAGGGUCAUAGGCGCACCUAUGUUGGUGCAAUGCCAGGAAAGAUGGUGCAAUGCCUGAAAAAUGUGGGAACAGCUAAUCCUCUAGUUCUCAUAGAUGAGAUUGACAAGUUGGGGAAGGGACAUGCUGGUGAUCCAGCAAGUGCUUUGUUAGAGCUUCUAGACCCCGAGCAAAACGCGAACUUUCUUGACCAUUUUCUUGAUGUUCCUAUUGACUUAUCCAAGGUUCUGUUUGUUUGCACAGCAAACGUAGUUGAGAUGAUACCAAACCCUCUUUUGGACAGAAUGGAGGUCAUUGCUCUUGCUGGUUAUAUCACUGAUGAAAAGAUGCAUAUUGCAAGGGACUAUUUGGAAAAGACUACUCGUGAAGCUUGUGGUAUCAAAUCUGAACAAGUUGAAGUGACUGAUGCAGCUCUUCUUGCUCUGAUAGAAAAUUAUUGCCGAGAGGCAGGUGUUCGGAAUCUUCAAAAGCAAAUUGAGAAGAUAUACCGCAAGAUAGCUCUGCAACUUGUCCGUCAAGGGGUGACAAAUGAGCAAUCUCUAAAAGUCAGCCUUCAGCAAGGAGCCAAACAGCUUAGAGAGAAAUCUACUGAAGAGCCUACUCAAAUUGCAGAUGAUGGUCCAGGGGGGAAGAAACUGGAGGAUGGGAACUCACACGAAAGGGCUACAACAACUACCUUAACAGAAUCUGAACAAGCAAUUGAAGUCUCGUUACAUGAACAGCCUAAUGGAACUGCCACAGAAGAAUCAGAAGCAACUUCUCAUGAGCAUCUUGUUGAACAGUUGGAGGCUGACAAAGUGCAGCCAACUCUCUUAUCAUCAGACGGUAUUGCAACAACAGACCAACCCGUUGAUUCAAAGGUCAAUAUAAAAACAAGUGAUGUAAAGGAUGUGAAAGUUGAUAAUGUGAUUGAAAAGGUCAUAGUUGAUGUCUCAAACCUGGCUGAUUUUGUGGGCAAACCAGUAUUCCAUGCCGAACGUAUAUAUGAUCAGACUCCAGUAGGAGUUGUCAUGGGUCUUGCUUGGACUGCAAUGGGUGGUUCAACAUUGUAUGUUGAGACCGCCCUAGUGGAGCAAGGAGAAGGGAAAGGUGCACUUCUAUUGACGGGUCAGCUCGGAGACGUCAUGAAGGAGAGUGCGCAAAUAGCUCAUACCGUAGCCAGAGCAAAAUUGCUUCAGAAAGAACCAGACAAUCCAUUUUUUGCAGACUCCAAGCUCCAUUUGCAUGUGCCGGCUGGUGCUACCCCCAAGGAUGGACCAAGUGCAGGGUGCACCAUGAUAACCUCAAUGUUGUCUCUUGCCAUGAAAAAGCAUGUUAAAAAAGAACUUGCAAUGACUGGUGAAGUAACAUUGACAGGACGGAUUCUCCCAAUUGGUGGGGUAAAGGAGAAGAUAAUUGCUGCAAGAAGAAGUGAGGUGAAGACUAUCAUAUUCCCAUCAGCUAACAGAAGGGAUUUUGAUGAGCUUGCUGCCAAUGUGAAGGAAGGCCUUGAAGUUCACUUCGUAGAUGAUUAUAACCAAAUAUUUGAGCUGGCUUUUGGAAGCAACUCUAAGCCACAAAUCUAAGUCUCUGAUCCACCUGUAUUGGGUCUUCACAUGUUAUAGUUUUCUUGACGACUGCAAGAAAUUCCAUGGUAGUUCUUCAUGAUGCAGCCACCAUGGACCAAUUCCAAAGAGAGUUAGCCUUUUAUUGAGGUCAUGGACAAUUCCUAACGGGCUUCCUAGAGCAUCCAUGAUUUGAAUGCUUGCAUGUACUGAUGCCUGAAGAUUGUUUAUUAAUUAUGUCUUACAACCAUUGCGAAAAAAACCAUAGCACGGCUGUAUUUUUUGUGAUCUUUUCUGGAGGUGGAUGGUGGUCAAGAUAUAAAUACAUUAUUUCGGCAUUUUUGUUUUCAUCAAUACUCAAAUGUAAACUACUCUCAAAACCUAAAUUUUUUAUUCAUUCAAAUGUAUGAUGAUAGCUGAUUAUUAAUUUGAUCAUGUUUGCUGGAUUGGUUUCAACUUUCAA
Molecule: messenger RNA, 3280 nt
Organism: Phoenix dactylifera (date palm)
Lineage: Eukaryota; Viridiplantae; Streptophyta; Magnoliopsida; Arecales; Arecaceae
Source: RefSeq, a predicted model, not a curated record